AUGACCAAGAUCCUGGGCAUUGACUUUGCGCCGGUGUUUGUCCCCUUGCAUCGGCGUUUGGAAACGCUGGCUGUUUUGCACUUCGUUUUCAUCUUCUUUAGUCCCUACUUCACGUACGUCCUUGCAUUCUAUCUACUGUUCUACACUCGUUUCUGGUGGCUGCCGCUUCUGUACCUCGGCUGGUUUUAUGUAGACAAAGAUUACCUGGCCGACUUUUUCCCUAUCCGAUUAGUGAAGACGGCCGAGCUGGACCCGAACCGCAACUACAUAUUCGGCUACCACCCGCAUGGCAUCAUGGGUUUCGGUGCAUUCGUCAACUUCGCCACCGAAGCAACCGGCUUCAGCAGCAAGUUCCCGGGCAUCACCUCUCGUCUGUGCACUUUGGUUGGCCAGUUUUGGUUCCCUCUUCGACGCGAGUACAUCAUAUCGGCCGGUACGAAAAGAAUUCGAAGCAGGGAAAGCAUCAAAUGGAUAUUACAGAGGCCGGUCCCCGGACAGGCCGUAGUGAUUGUCAUCGGCGGCGCCAUCGAAGCUUUGAAUGCGCAUCCGGGCAGCCAUACGGUGGUGCUGAGCAACCGUCACGGCUUCGUUCGCGCUGCGCUUGUUUACGGGGCCGAUCUUGUGCCCGUCUUCUGUUUCGGGGAGAAUGACGUCUAUUUUCAGUACAGAAAUCCGGAAGGCUCGUUUCUUCGCUAUCUUCAGUUUUUUGGCUGGUCUCCCCCGAUCAUAUUUGGACGAGCAGCUUUGCGUUGUGUAUUGGUUAAUUGUGCUAUUUCAGUCGGUAAACCUAUUCGCGUCAACCAGUGCUUCAAUCCCACCGAAGAGCAAAUA
Soboliphyme baturini is the source of this 831-nucleotide messenger RNA. The record is from the annotation of a GenBank genome assembly. Lineage: Eukaryota; Metazoa; Nematoda; Enoplea; Dioctophymatida; Soboliphymatidae.